AUGCCGGACUCCCAAAAUUCGAAGAACUUGAAGGGCGAGUCGAAGCCUCAGCCACGACAGGUUAAUACCCUACUGCACACCCUUAGGGGCGAGCAGUUCCGUCACGAGCAGAACCUUCAGCGAUCCAAUGCCCACCUUGUUCGCCUGUCCUCGUUUCACUCACACAACAUCCCUACCCUACCUUUCUCCGAGAUCUACGACAAUGCAGAGCGCACUGUGGACGUGGAGCAGGGUGCCCAAGCCCGAGGCGUGCCCACGAUACCCCCCGUGCGGAUUAAUCCUGGAGGGAUGCUGGAGUACGCGUAUCCACGAGGCGAAGUCCCUGGUCCACCGAUCCCGAAGAGCUGGAGCGGGGUGUCCGGCAGGGACAGGGAUAGCGAGGUCGACAAGGAGGCGCGCAGAGCCGAUGCGCUCUCGCUCAUCUUCUCUCACCUGCCCCCGAGUGCGGGUUCUGGAUGGGUACACGCCGAGGAUCGGCGGGAGCCCACUGUGCCCCCACUCACCCUGCUUUGUCUGCGCGUCCUGCUGUCUGCGUGCUCCGCGGAAGAGUUCGCCGAGGACGUCGUCCCGUGCUUGCCUCCCCACCUGCGACGCGACCUUCUCCGCUGGACAGCCGUGCACUCUCCGCUGUCCAACGCGAAGCUGUACGCGCUGUGUAACACCGACGGGCAUGCCGAUGGUGAACUCAUCGUCGUCGGACCCCAGGCGUCGCUACCCCGUGAUUAUCUGAGAGCAGAGCCUGACAGACUAGGAUCCAGCAGACAAGAUGUGGAUGCGGCAGUGCACGAGGGCGAGGAUGAGGAUGAAGACUGGUCCUGGGACUCACCGGCAUCUCACGCAGACACACCGUCUCCCCUCACUGCGCUCAUCCUGCUCAACACUCCUCUCUCAGUCAGCACCUUGUUCACCUUCCCGCCGACGCUUACGCAUCUCGCGUUGCUUGCGCUGCCGUCUCCUGCGCCUGUGCACCGCCUUCCGCGCAUAUGCCCCCUUCUGGAGGUGCUCGAUCUAUCGUUCAAUCCGUGGGUUGGCCAGUCGGACUCUGCAGCGAGAGGUGCAUGGAUUCUUGCGCGCGGGGAGAUGAUCCUGGACAGGCUGGAGUGGAAUCAGUGGGGGCGAUUGAAGGUGCUUGGCUUGCGAGACUGCGGCGUGGGCACCGAAAUCGCGAGGCGGGUGAACAUGGGGAGAUGGGUGGAUGUGGAGAUCGUCGGGGCAGCAUCACGGACUGCCAUCUCUUCGUGUCGAUCACCGUACGCUGGCCAACUGUAG
Sparassis crispa is the source of this 1269-nucleotide messenger RNA. RefSeq lists its product as hypothetical. Bases 1 to 1269 code for a protein of 422 amino acids. The record is from RefSeq and is a predicted model, not a curated record. NCBI's taxonomy places the organism in Eukaryota, Fungi, Basidiomycota, Agaricomycetes, Polyporales, Sparassidaceae. The transcript is spliced from 2 exons.